AUGCCUAGAGAGUUUGUGAUAAAGGUUCCUGCCUCUUCGGCAAACAUCGGUCCCGGAUUUGACGUUUUGGGUAUAGGUCUCAACCUGUAUCUAGAGAUUUCCGUCAAUAUCGAUCCGGCAUUAGCUGAGACAUCGAAACAAGACCCAACCAACUGCAUCCUUUCGUAUGAGGGAGAAGGCGCAGAUGAAGUUCCUUUGAACUCCGAACACAACUUGAUCACAAGAACAGCUCUUUAUGUCUUGCGUUGUAACGGAGUGAGGGUCUUUCCAGAGGGCACCCAGGUUCAUGUUAACAAUCCCAUCCCGCUAGGCAGAGGCCUUGGCUCUUCCGGUGCUGCUGUUGUGGCCGGUGUUAUGUUGGGUGACAAGAUUGGAGGAUUUGGGUUCUCCAAGCAAAGAAUGCUGGACUAUUGUUUGAUGAUCGAACGUCAUCCUGACAAUAUCACUGCGGCAAUGAUGGGUGGAUUUGUGGGCUCCUACCUUAGAGAGCUUUCCGCCCUAGAAACUGAGAGAAAGGAGAUUCCUCUUAGUGAGGUUCUUCCAGAGCCAGCUGGAGGUGUUGACACUGGUUUGGUUCCACCAGAGCCUCCAGUCGACAUUGGUCGCCAUAUCAAGUACGACUGGUGCAAAGACAUACAUUGCAUUGCGAUCAUACCCAACUUUGAGGUCUCCACUGCGGAAUCCAGAGGAGUGCUGCCCAGUGCUUUCACUGCUAAAGAUAUGAUCUUCAACCUACAGAGACUUGCUGUUUUGACCACGGCAUUGACCAGAUCACCACCAGACCCAGAGUUGAUCUACGCUGCCAUGCAAGACAAGGUGCACCAGCCUUACCGCAAAACACUGAUCCCCGGUCUUCCGGAGAUUCUGGCCUCCGUAACGCCUCAGACCCACAAGGGGCUAUUGGGAAUUUGUCUUUCGGGAGCAGGUCCUACUAUUUUGGCGUUGGCCACGGAAAACUUUGAUGCUAUUGCAUCUGAGAUCAUCAAGAGGUUCGCCAAAGAGAACGUCACGUGCCAGUGGAAACUGCUGGACCCUGCCUAUGAGGGAGCCAUUGUUACUGAGAAAUAG
This is a messenger RNA of Kuraishia capsulata CBS 1993, 1068 nucleotides long. RefSeq lists its product as uncharacterized. Gene Ontology annotation, molecular function: ATP binding; homoserine kinase activity. Gene Ontology annotation, biological process: L-threonine metabolic process. The transcript has a single exon. Bases 1 to 1068 code for a protein of 355 amino acids. The record is from RefSeq and is a predicted model, not a curated record. Lineage: Eukaryota; Fungi; Ascomycota; Pichiomycetes; Pichiales; Pichiaceae.